AAUAAAAUUUCACUUGAAAUAAAUUGAUGCUGCUAAACAGUGUAGUAGUAGUAUGCAAUCUUUGAAAGAAAACAGAGCAGAGUUGGAAUGAUGUAUUGGCUUAAACGCACCCUUUCCAAGAAUUCCAGAAAUCCAACUACAUCAACACAACCACAACAACAACAUGAACAAGAACAAGAACAACAUGGGAUUACUGAGGAACUCAUAAACCACGUCAAAUCCUUCACCAUUCACACCUUCAAAAAUUUCCCUCUCCAAGAUGAAGAUGAAUCCAAUUAUAGCGAAGAAGUUGAAUCUACUUCAACAAGAGUUCGAAAGGAUCUUUCUCAGUGGCAAGAGAGACAUGCAGUUCUCAUACUCUCAAGAGUUAAGGAAAUAUCACAACUGAGAUAUGUAUUGUGUCCUCGACAUUUGAAGGAGAAUCAAUUCUGGAAAAUAUACUUUACACUUGCCAGGAGCCAUCUUGCCGCAUAUGAGCUACGAGCCAUACAACAGGAGAAGCUGAAACAGAUGGCAAUGGAAGAAGAUAAAUCUUCAGAUAACCACCCGUACGAAAUUGAAAUGUCAGAAGCAAAACAUGUGAACUUUAUAGAGCCAUUGCCACCAUCGUAGUAGAAAAAAACUCACAAUGGUUGGUAGCUUGAAUAUAACAGCAGUCAAUGGCAGUGACAAAGUCCUUAGCUCGAAAAGCAGUAUCUCCAUGUUUCUUCAAAUUCAAGGUCUCUUGCAUUUGACUAGUCCACAAUUGAAAGGAAAGCUGCAGUUUCAACAUUAAUCAAACAUUGGAGUUAGUAACACAAAGCAGAAGGAAAAGUAUGUAAACAAAGUUGAUAUUCCUCUAUUUCAUGUUGUGUAUUCAAGUGUGACAAAAUACCUCAUUGGCAACUCCUUCAUCAUCCUUGUAACCAGUCUUCUCUAAUAUUGCAUGUAUGGCAGUAAGAUCCAAUCUUAAACAUGAUUCACCAAAAGGUGUCAAUGACAAUGGCUUUGUUGAGGAUUC
Molecule: messenger RNA, 1000 nt
Organism: Trifolium pratense (red clover)
Lineage: Eukaryota; Viridiplantae; Streptophyta; Magnoliopsida; Fabales; Fabaceae
Exons: 5
Coding region: 88-612 (174 amino acids)
Source: RefSeq, a predicted model, not a curated record